GAGCAUCAGGUCAAAACGAGCGCGCGACAGGACCAUUUUGUGACCUGCGACUGAUGAAAUUGUGUCUUUGUGUGCCUUGCAGCAAGAGGUGGCGGAACGAGUUGGGGCUAAAUUGCAGCAGCGGCAUCGCUACUGGGACUGCGAGAAGGACCCAGCAGAGGACAUUUACGCGGACCAAUUGUCCAUCGUCGCGCGGCUGCGGCUGCAGAUGCAGAGUCAAAGCCAGCAGCGUCCGAGUAGGACGUUGUACUUUGGCUCGGGCUUAUCUAUGGGUCCGGAACUGAUCAGAUGGGACGCGAGUAUCGAGGCCGGCUUCAAGAUGGGGCUGCACCGCGGGACAGUGUUGCCGUUCGGGCUGGAGGUCGUAUCGGAAGCGUACUGGCGGUUCUUCGGGUCCGGCUACGAGUCGGAUCAUGUUGUUCAGGUCGUUCGACACGACGAAUCCGAUAUGUCGGUAAGUCUUCAUAGGAUGAAUCGACCAGGAUAACAACUUGAACUGACGAGUUGCGGGGUGCAGACAGGUACAAUCGUGCGUUCUUUCAAACUCCGAGCUGAUUUUGAGGGCUUCACAUCUACGGUAGGCUGCACAAUGACCUCCUGCAGAUACGUGGAUGAGGAUGGCAGCGUCACACUCGCGUGGUCCAGUAUCGGGAACAUUAAAGAGAUCAACGGCAUGCAAUUCCACGGCCUCCAGCUCCACAAGAAUGGCUGUAUCAAGCUUCGGCGAGCCCCUAGAGAGGGGCCUGGACAGCAGUCGACUUCGACGGUUGUGGAGGUCUCGUGUGAGACGAUCCCUGUGUUCCAGGAGAGUGUUGUCGACAAGGCCCAGCAGACUCAGGCCUUCCUUGACGAGAUCGAUAAGGGGUACACGAAACUCGACAAGUUCUUCUGCCAGCGGAUGGGUACACUGCUAGUGGAGACCGACUGGAAGGCCACCUUCGGUUGCGAAGCCAUGAUUGAAGCGUAGUGGGAUCGGAGCAGGGUAAUCAUGGUUGUAUGGGGUUUGAGAUGAAAAGUAGCUUCACUCGGCGAAGACAACGUCACUUGAUGAUACCGUCGCAGCCGAAAAUCCGCUUGGCUUAACGCAACAGGUUCGCUUUGUUUGGUCGGAAUCACUUCAACCGCUUGCGCUGAUUCACAUCCAUUGGAUACCUAUGGGGUCAAACGCGAAAAUGCCUUGCUCAACCCAGGCGUCAUUGGUACCCCCGAGAGCGCUGCUCAGUGCGAACAACAGCUCACUCCUAAAUUUACCAACUACUUUCCAACACCUCCAAGAACCUCAAAAGAUGUUGAGCUCCAAGACCCUCGCUGUCUGCGCGUUCGCGGCUCUGACAGUCGGAGCCCAAGCCGACGACUACACCUCCGACACUUACGCGGAGGGCAGCAGCUACUCCGACGGUGACAACACUGCGCUGCCAGCUUUCGCCUACACGUUCGACCCCGAGUACUCGGCUGGCGUGAGCGGGACCAUCAAGGUGCAGUACGCCGGCCCUUUCUCCAGCUUCGCGGCGAUCAGUGCCGACCUCGACUUCAGCGACGUGGACCAGAGCGAUAUCCAGGCCUUCAACGGCAACUGCACGGAGGAAGUGACUCAGUACAAGUGGCACAUCCACGUCAAGUGGCCGAACGACUACGACUCCGAGUCCUUCGAGCAGUGCGCGCUCCCGAUUACCGGCAACCACUACGACCCGCUGAAGGCGUGCAGUCCCGACUCCGAGUUCGCUGAGACGUCCGAGUGCCAGCUCAAGUCGCCCCAGUACAACUGCAACCCGGACGACUACGCCAAGAACCCUCUCGUCUGCGAGAAGGGCGAUCUGGCUGGCAAGCUCGGGCUCUUCGAGCUGGACGGCAACAAGCAGGUGAGCGGCACGUGGUUCGACCCCAACUACCCCCAGCCGGAGGAGAACACGCCCGAGUGGAACAUCAUCCUCCACGCCGUGUGCGGCAAGGUCGCUCCCCGUAUCGCCUGCGCUGUUGGCAAAGCGGUGGACUCGGACUGGAGCUGGGGCCCCCCCUCGGGCUCGUACUACCGGCACUGAGCUGUACCAGUUGCAGCCACGGGGUAUCACUCGGUGCAUUUGAAUCGGCAAGCUGUGCUGCCAUGAAGUUCUCUCUAUAUACAUUUACACGAACCGUUAGUUAAUUGAAUGUUUCCUGCUUGGUGAUUCACUGUUUGCUUGAGUACACACUUUUGGAGGACGCUAGGUGUGUCUUCAACAGUGACAAUGUGGACAUUAGCAACUUCAAGGUGCGAGCGAUGAAAUUUGGUUUUAGGUCGAACUCUUUUCCUGCUGACAGGCAUCCGAUCUCAGCAUCGUCGACAUGUAGCUGAGGGCAGUGAUCUUCUCCAACCCAAUCACCUCAUGUGGAAGUUCGCAAGGAUGGAAGCUCGCAACGCCUUCUAGCGACAGCGCUCUCCUGGAUUUUGUCCUUCUCCUGACGCUGUCAGUGAAGUAGGCAAGGCUCGCAAGCGAAGCCAUGAUUGAAGCGAAGUGUAAUCACGGUUGUUUGGGUUCGCUAGCCUCUUGACUGCUGAGCUUGACGAAGACAGGGUGAGCCCGUCACAGCCGAGAAUCCACGCCAUUUGACUCACUCAGGUUCGCUUUGUGUGGGUCUCGAAGUCACUUCAACUGGUUGCACCUGAUUCACAUCCAUGGGAUAACCCAGACGAACGGCGAAAAUGACGAAGUCAACUGUCUUACCCCGAUCCGACCCUUGAGCGUCCACGCUCACAGCCAUCAGCCCACUCACUCGCUCACUCACUCACUCCGCAACUCGCCAAGUCCCGCCGACACCUCUUCCAAGCGACCCCUUAAUCCAAAACAUGCUGAGCUCCAAGAUCCUCGCCCUCUGCGCGCUCGCGACCCUUGCGGUCUCCGCCCAAGCCGACGACGACUACUCCGACAGCUACGACAGCUACGAGGACGACGAGGGCAGCAGCUACUAUGACGACGACGAAUACGCCGACGGCGACUUCAGCGCGCUGCCGGCCUACACGUACACGUUCGACCCCGAGACGGCGGCGGGCGUGAGCGGCUCCAUCAACGUGCAGUACGCCGGCCCCUUCUCCACGUUCGUGUGGAUCUCGGCCGACCUGGACUUCAGCGGCGUGGACCAGAGCGAGAUCCAGGCGGCCGACGGCAACUGCACCGAGGACGUGAGCGCGUACAAGUGGCACAUCCACGUCAAGUGGCCCCACGAGGGCGACUCCGAGUCCUUCAAGCAGUGCGGGCUGGCGCUCACGGGCAACCACUACGACCCGCUCAAGGCGUGCGGCCCCAACUCGGAGUUCGUGGGCACGGACGACUGCCUGCUCAAGACCCCAGAGUACAACUGCAACCCGGACGACUACGCCAAGGACCCGCUGGUCUGCGAGAAGGGCGACCUGGCCGGCAAGGUCGGCGACUUCACGCUGGACGGCGACAGCAAGGUCACGGGCGAGUGGUACGACCUCAACUACCCGCUGCCGGAGGAGAACACGCCCGAGUGGAACAUCAUCCUCCACGCCGUCUGCGGCAAGGCCACCCCUCGCAUCGCGUGCGCCGUCGGCAAGCAGACCAGCGGCGACUGGAGCUCCUCGGACUGGAGCUCCACCGACGACUCGUACUACCGGCACUGAGCAGGACGGGGCCAGCAUCAGCAUCCGUUGAGCUGCCGUUCCAUCCAUAUCCACACAUCCACACAAGCGGCGCAGCCUAAGUCAGUGCUAGCGCUCCAUAUUUGAUGUGCAUCAGGGUCUUCUGCCCUCAUUGAAGCAGUCGUCAGACAACUAUUCAAUUCGUUUUGCCACAUUUUACCUUUGCUGGCACUUUUCACACCGUCUAUCGUACUCGCGCUCGCUUCUUCAUCGUCUUACUGCUUCACUUCCCAGUUGUACUCGUCCACGUGUUCACUCGCUUGCUCGCUCCGAUGCCGACUCGCAGAAUCUGCAAGCCAACAACGAACACACAGACACCAAUGUGAGCCCAGUGUUCGACUACAAGACGCGCACGAACGCCAAACGCAAUGCAAAAACAAGGGGCGAGGUCGCCUCCCUCUUAUCAAAGCAAUCCAUGCAAAAUGUAUCGCCCACUCUGCCUACCAGCUGCAAUCAGGAGCUCUCGUUGUUACUGUCGUUGUGCUUGU
This is a messenger RNA of Phytophthora sojae, 4125 nucleotides long. RefSeq lists its product as hypothetical. Bases 2825 to 3619 code for a protein of 264 amino acids. The record is from RefSeq and is a predicted model, not a curated record. Gene Ontology annotation, biological process: superoxide metabolic process. The transcript has a single exon. Gene Ontology annotation, molecular function: metal ion binding. Lineage: Eukaryota; Oomycota; Peronosporomycetes; Peronosporales; Peronosporaceae.